Messenger RNA from Oncorhynchus nerka (sockeye salmon), 2366 nucleotides. RefSeq names its product zinc finger protein ZFP2-like. NCBI's taxonomy places the organism in Eukaryota, Metazoa, Chordata, Actinopteri, Salmoniformes, Salmonidae. The record is from RefSeq and is a predicted model, not a curated record. The coding region runs from base 228 to 2366 and encodes 712 amino acids. The transcript is spliced from 2 exons.
ACAGCUAGUCAGACACCUCGGUAGCUUUCAAGCAAACACAGCUACAACAUUCACGCUCUUUACACUGUUUUGGUGUAUAUUAGUCGCUGUGUAUUCAACACACUUCUGUCGUAUGUACUUGUUGGCCCAUUUAAUUAUAUAUUUACGUUGUUUGUCAGCUAGCUGGUUUGCUAAAUUAGCUUAGAACUAGGCUAGUCGCUAAUGCUAACUAGCUAACAUCCCCGACCAUGAGUUCACUAAGCUACUCUCCUCCUGAUAAAGAAGAGGUCUGCUGGACGGAGAGAGAAGGUCUUGUGAAAGAGGAGGAGGAAGAGAAGGAUGUCACACUACAAAAACAAGUAGAGGGUGAGACUCUUACCGUGAAAAAAGAAGAGGAAGACGCGUUCAGAGUGAAAGAGGAGGAGGAUGUUACAGUAAAAGAAGAGGGGGAAGAGAAAGAGGGUGCAGUUUUUGGAGAGGAGGAGGGGGAGAUGACUGUAACAUUGGAGGAAGAAGAGGAGGUUGGAGAUCUGUUUAACACCAGAGAGAUACUUCACUAUCGUGGAUCCUCUGGGGAGCCUCAACAACCUCAUGAUGCUGAACAGGCAGAGAAGAAUCUCUCCAGAUCAGAACACCUCAAUAAACACCUGCAGAGAUCCACGGGGAAGAGAACUCACUACUGCUCUGACUGCGGGAAGAGAUUCACCUCAUCAGGCAUAAAAAUUCAUCAGAGAACACACACCGGAGAGAAACCUUUUUGCUGUGUUCAAUGUGGGAAGAGUUUUGGUCAAUCUGGCCAUCUGACAGUGCACCAGAGAACACACACAGGAGAGAAACCUUAUAGUUGUGGUCAAUGUGGAAAGAGUUUUUCAACAUCUGGCUCUCUGACGCUGCACCAGAAAACACACACAGGAGAGAAACCUUAUAGCUGUGGUCAAUGUGGGAAGAGUUUUGGUAGAUCUUGCUAUCUGACUCAACACCAAAAGACACACACAGGAGAAAAACCUUAUAGUUGUGGUCAAUGUGGGAAGAGUUUUGGUCAAUCUUGCCAUCUGACUCAACACCAGAAGACACACACAGGAGAGAAAUCAUAUAGUUGUGGUCAAUGUGGGAUGAGUUUUCUUCGAUCUGGAGAGUUGACAGUGCACCAGAGAAUACACACAGGAGAGAAACCUUACAGCUGUGAUCAAUGUGGGAAGAGUUUUGCUGCAUCUAGAACUCUGACUCAACACCAGAGAACACACACAGGAGAGAAACCUUAUAGCUGUGGUCAAUGCGGGAAGAGAUGUUCAACAUCUGGCCAUCUGACUGUACACCAGAGAAUACACACAGGAGAGAAACCUUAUAGCUGUAAUCAAUGUGGGAAGAGAUGUUCAACAUCUGGCCAUCUGACUGUACACCAGAGAACACACACAGGAGAGAAACCUUACAGCUGUGAUCAAUGUGGGAAGAGUUUUGGUCAAUCUGGAGAGCUGACAGUGCACCAGAGAACACACACAGGAGAGAAACCUUACAGCUGUCAUCAAUGUGGGAAGAGUUUUGCUGCUUCGAGAACUCUGACUCAACACCAGAAAUUACACACAGGAGAGAAAUCUUAUAGAUGUGGUCAAUGUGGGAAGAAAUGUACAACAUCUGGCUCUCUGACUGUACACCAGAGAACACACACAGGAGAGAAUCCUUAUAGCUGUGAUCAAUGUGGGAAGAAAUGUACUACAUCUGGCUCUCUGACAGUACACCAGAGAACACACACAGGAGAGAAUCCUUAUAGCUGUGAUCAAUGUGGGAAGAAAUGUACUACAUCUGGCUCUCUGACAGUACACCAGAGAACACACACAGGAGAGAAACCUUAUAGCUGUGAUCAAUGUGGGAAGAGUUUUACUACAUCUGGCAAUCUGACUGUACACCAGAGAACACACACAGGAGAGAAACCAUACAGCUGUGGUCAAUGUGGAAAGAGUUUUGCUCUAUCUAAAACUUUGACUCAACACCAGAGAAUACACACAGGAGAGAAAUCUUAUAGCUGUGAUAAAUGUGAGAAGACUUUUGGGCAAUCUUGCCAUCUGGUAUCACACCAGAGAACACACACAGGAGAGAAACCUUAUAGCUGUGGUCAAUGUGGGAAGAGUUUUGGUCAAUCUUGCCAUCUGGUAUCACACCAGAGAACACACACAGGAGAGAAACCUUAUGGCUGUGCUCAAUGUGGGAAGAGUUUUACUACAUCUGGCUCGCUGACUCUACACCAGAGAACGCACACAGGAGUAAAAUAUCAUAGCUGUGAUCAGUGUGACAAGAGAUACUCUGAUAAAAGAUCUCUGAUCAAACAUCAGAAAAUACAUGGAGUUUUUUCAUGUUUUUUCAUGAUAUCAAUGUUUUUAAUGUCAUUGUAG